ACCUUAAAACACAACUCUCACAUGUUCGUGACAGCAGCGGUGUGUCCUGGCAUUAGCACGCGUUUAAUGAGACAGUAGUUUGAGUCAUUUCGUUCAGUAAAUAAAAUGUCGGACGCGUCAAACAGCGCAGAGAAACCUCCACCUCCGAACUGGAUCCUUCACCACCCUGCAUAUCAACAAAUGAAGAGUCUGGAGAUUGAGGACAGUGCACAAGUACACGCAGCUUUCCUCGUGUUCAUGGAUCUUACUGAGGUGCGUCAGUGGAAAGAGGUGUCCUGUGUCAAGAGUCCUGAGCUGCAGGUGAUUUUGCUGGAAGGGAGGGAGAAAGAAGGAGCACCCGUCCAGACAGUUCUUCCACUGCCUGUUCACCGAUCUCUGAGCCACAAGAGCAUACGUCACGUGCUGGACAGAGGCUUCCCCAUGCUGUUGUGUGCCGUGGCUUCUGAUUCCACCCUGGUCUACCAGAGGAUGACCGAUGGGUUGGUGACACCGGACCCUCCUGCUGGCCCCUUCCAGGAUUUGGGACGUCGGCAGCACCGGAAGAGACGGCAGAAGCCCUGACACAGCUGGAGUGUGGCGUCAUCUUGGUGUUGUUGGUGAAACAUAGAAGAGCGGAAUGGGACAGACGAGCAGUCGGUCAGUUGGUUGGUCUGUCUGUCUGUGUAAGCUGCUCCUAAAAAAAGUCAAAGGUGCACAGAGAACAUGGCAGCAGGUGCAAAUGGACCAAACCACCGGGCCCAUACAGGUGCUGUCAGUGAGAAAGGACUAGCUAUAUUCAACCUGCGAAGUCUAGUUCAGGGGUUUGCAAAUUUUUUGGCUUGUGAUUCGUUCAAUCUUUUGACGCAAACCUGCCAUGUUUGAGAGAUUUGUUGCGGAGGUACUCCCUCAAUGCAGUCAGGGAUGUGUUCACACAACCCUGCACUUGACAGUAUGAGGUGACCUGCCUUCCUCAAAACAUUCCUGCGGGACCUGAUGAGUUGGAUCCCAGGGGAUCCACAAAACAUUUCGGAUACAUUAGUACUAGAGCCUGACUGAUAUUUGACACAUAUUGAUAUUUUAAAGUUGAAUUAAUUAUCAAGACAUAUUUCCUGUUAUCGUAAAGACAUACAAUUCAACAAAGGUUUUUUUUUUAUGCCUAAUUAAUGUAACGUUUGUGUCAUUUUUUUGGUUUUUAUUUGAGUUACUUUCUCAAAAACAGAAGUAUCUUAUUUUGAAAGGACCAUUGACCGAUGUGAAAAACAGAAAUAUUGUUAUCUACAGACACCGGAAAAGUAAACAAUAAAUAAAGCUAACAAAAAGAGUGUAAUUUAGGCUUCAGGCGAAAGUGUCAACAAGGUAUGUUGAAUGAAUUCAUGUGUUUGCAAAAGAAGUUUAUUUUAAUGCGUUAAGUUUUGUUCUUUUCUUUUUAGCUCUUGGUACAGUGCUAUAGUGACACACUAUGUAAUGGUGACGCUCUGACUAACGUUAUGUUCCCGUGCACAAAAGACUAUAUUCCUACUAAGUUUACAUGCUCAUGGAUAUGAAUAUUCCACUAAUGUUUUCCUGAUUGCAUGCAGUGGUGCAUUUAAAACACCCUUUCAUAAUGUUUAUGUUUGCCCUUCUGACCAGAAAUGUGGACUUUUAUCUUUAGCAUGCAUCUCUGCUCCAGCCUUGCAAACUUUUGGCUGGUUAGAUUCAUGUUGGUUUGUGUACAUAGUUUCUUUACAAAAGAGCUGACUGUAAACAGGCAAGAGUCCGUGUGUGUCGCAAACUGUGGUCAAACCCCCAAUUGAGAUGUAACUUAUAUUCCGAGUGUCAUUUUUGUUCAUAGAUUUCUCUUGAAACCAGGAUGUCGUCAGCAUAUCUCACGUCUUAAUCGGAAAAUGCUACAUUCGGAAUGAUUUUCUGUACUUAAAAUUCUUGUUUCUUAAUAUGAUAAAAUUGCCUGAUAUCAGCCAUCAA
This is a messenger RNA of Anarrhichthys ocellatus (wolf-eel), 1941 nucleotides long. It is a transcript of the gene tsen15, whose product is annotated as TSEN15 tRNA splicing endonuclease subunit. The record is from RefSeq and is a predicted model, not a curated record. The transcript has 4 exons. NCBI's taxonomy places the organism in Eukaryota, Metazoa, Chordata, Actinopteri, Perciformes, Anarhichadidae. Gene Ontology annotation, biological process: tRNA splicing, via endonucleolytic cleavage and ligation. Gene Ontology annotation, molecular function: nucleic acid binding. The coding region runs from base 106 to 561 and encodes 151 amino acids.